This is a messenger RNA of Thermothelomyces thermophilus ATCC 42464, 3350 nucleotides long. RefSeq lists its product as uncharacterized. Lineage: Eukaryota; Fungi; Ascomycota; Sordariomycetes; Sordariales; Chaetomiaceae. Gene Ontology annotation, molecular function: iron ion binding; heme binding; oxidoreductase activity, acting on paired donors, with incorporation or reduction of molecular oxygen. The transcript has 7 exons. Gene Ontology annotation, biological process: response to oxidative stress. The record is from RefSeq and is a predicted model, not a curated record. Bases 1 to 3168 code for a protein of 1055 amino acids.
AUGGCGCGGAUACACAAUAGAGGGAAAGCCAAUGGAGCCGUGGGGGUGGAUAGCAUCAAUGCCAACUCGACGGCAUCCGUCGACAAGGCCGAGAAGCUAGCCAGCAAAGCAAAGCCCAAGCCAGUCCCGCUCAAGCUGAAACCGACAAAGGCUGACCGGAAAGGCGUUGCCAAUGCCUUCGAACGACAUGCCCAGGUCAUCCACGCCAAGGUAGAACCACCGGCGAGCCAGGCCGGUGCGGGUACCGCUCCGAGACGAUGGGGCAAGCUCAGCACCGUCCUGAAGACACUGCGGUCAAAUGCUCCAGAUUGGAAGACCCUGAAGACAAUGAUACUGAAAAAAGUGAAGGGCGAGCUUUUGACGGACGACAAGACCAUGCUCAUGGAGCACAUCAUUCAGCUCGUCUCGAACCUGCCCAGCGACUCGAAACUCCGGGUUGAACUGACCAACAACUUCCUGAGCGAGCUCUGGUCCUCGUUGGAGCACCCGCCUCCCCGGUAUCUCAGUGACAAGUACAAGUACCGCCAAGCUGACGGCUCGUACAAUAACAUCAUGUUUCCGCAGCUCGGCGCGGCCGGAUCAGUAUAUGCGCGUUCCGUGAACGCCAGCGUCUUGCGACCGGGCGCGCUGCCGGAUCCGAACCUGAUCUACGACUCUGUCAUGAAGCGGACCGAGUACAAAAAGCAUCCGAACAACGUGUCGAGCAUUCUCUGGUACUGGGCGAGCAUCAUCAUCCAUGACUUGUUCUGGACAGAUCACAAGGACAUGAACCGAUCCAAGACGUCCUCCUACCUGGACCUGUCUCCCCUUUACGGCAGCAACCAGGAGAUGCAGGAUACCAUCCGGACGUUCAAGGACGGCAAGCUCAAGCCCGACUGUUUUGCCGACAAGCGUCUGCUCGGAAUGCCCCCCGGCGUCGGCGUGUUGCUGAUCAUGUUCAACCGCGUUCACAACUACGUCUGCGACAAUCUCAUUGCCAUCAACGAGGACGGCAAAUUUACACCGGCAUCUCCGAAUCUUACAGGAGAGGAGGCGGCGACCGCUUGGAAACGGUACGACAACGACCUCUUCCAGACCGCUCGCUUGAUCACCUCGGGUCUGUACAUCAACAUCACCUUGUUGGACUACGUGCGGAACAUUGUCAACGACGACAAGUGGAUCGAGGAGUUCUACUACGACUUGUUUGGCAAACCGGGCUCCGAGGUUACCGUUCAAGACCUCAUCAUGGGCUUCGCCAAGUUCGAGAGCAGGCUUCCCGAGGACCCCCUCGAGCGCCCGUUCAACGGGUUCAAGAGAGGACCUGAUGGCAAGUUCGACGACGACGACCUGGUGGAAUGCAUCACGUCCGCCAUCGAGGAUUGUGCCGGCUCCUUUGGUGCGCGGAACGUUCCCGCAUCGAUGCGCGCCAUUGAGAUUCUGGGCAUCAUCCAAGGCCGCAAGUGGAACGUUGCUGGCCUGAAUGAGUUCAGGAGACACUUUGGCCUCAAGCCCUACGAGACGUUCGAGGACAUCAACUCGGAUCCCGGCGUUGCCGAGGCGCUACGCCGUCUGUACGACCAUCCCGACUUCGUGGAACUCUACCCGGGCCUGGUCGCCGAGGAGCACAAGCAGCCCAUGGUUCCCGGUGUCGGCAUUGCGCCGACUUACACCAUCUCCCGUGUCGUCUUGUCGGAUGCUGUCUGCCUCGUCCGCGGCGACCGUCACUACACCGUCGAUUACAAUGCCCGCAACCUCACUAACUGGGGCUACAACGACGUCCAGUAUGACCUCAGUAUCAAUCACGGCUGUGUGUUCUACAAGUUGUUCAUCCGGGCCUUCCCGCAUCACUUCAAGUACAACUCGGUCUAUGCGCACUAUCCGAUGGUGGUCCCCGCGGAGACCCAGAAGAUCUUGAAGGACCUCAAGCGCGAUCACCUGUUCGACUUUAGCCGUCCGACGCGCAUCGCCCAGGACGUCGAGUGCACAUCGGUCGAGGCGGCCCGACGGGUGUUUGCCAGCCCAGACAAGUACAAGCCGUCGUGGCAUGCCAGCGUUGACGCCCUUGCCCCCGAGGGCAAGUCCAAGCUGUCGGCCGACGCCGCUAUCCACGACCGCCACCGGCGCGAAGUCAGCCAGCCGUUGGCCACUGCUGACUUUGUAUCUCAAGUCAAGGCAUUCUAUGCCACAGUGACGGAGCAGUUGCUUGACAGCCAGAGCUAUCAUCUUGGCGGCCUCAAGCUCGCGGAUCUUGUCCGCGACAUUGGCAAUAUCGCGCCCACCCGCUUCGUCUCCGCGCUGUUUAACCUGCCGUUGCAGACCGAGGACAACCCCAAGGGCAUCUACCGCGAGCAUGAGCUAUACGUCGUGCUAUCUGUCAUCGCGGAGGCCGUCUUCACCAACCCCGAUCCGGUCAAGAAAUUCCCCUUGUUCGAAGCAGCCAAGACGGUGGCAGCACAGCUGGCCUCCGCGGUUGAGCGGACCGUCAAGAACCCGAAGGCGAAGAAGAAGGACCCGCUGAGCACGUAUGGCGCCCGGCUCAUCAAAGGCCUGUCUAAGGCCGGCCUUAACACUCACGACAUCACCUGGGGCCACGUCUUGACUUCCAGCGCGGCUAUUGCCCCGUACCAGGCCAAACUUUUCGCCGAAGCUGUCGACUUCUACCUCUCGCCCCGCGGCGCCCCUUAUCUGGAGGCAGUCCGGUCUCUCGCCGCCCAGCCGGCGUCCGAGCAGGCCGAUUCCCUUCUGCUAGGCUACGCUCUUGAAGCUGUCCGCCUCUCAGGGUCCACAAAGCUGCACUUUGAGGCCACCGCGGCCGACUCGCUCCCUGCAGAGGACGGGACCCAGAUUCAAGUCCAACCGGGCGACCGCAUCGCCGUUACAUCCUCCGCCGCCUCCGACUCGGAGGUCGAUCCCUCGCGCCCCCGCGAGAGCUACGUCCACCUCGCGGGCCUGCCCAACAGCUCGUUCCUGGGCACCCGCGAGAUCGGCUACGCCGCGCUGACCGCGAUGUUCCGCGCGCUCUUCAGGCGCCCCAACCUCCGGCGCGCCCCGGGCCCGCAGGGCGAGCUGAGGAGGGUCGUCGGCGUCGACGGCGCCAGCCCCGGUGCCGUCGAGUAUCUGCGCGAGGACUGGGGCGUCAAGGGCCCGUGGCCGGUCACGAUGAAGGUCUGCUGGGAUGAGAAUGUCUGAAUCCCGGCGGCAGAAUGGACACGGAGGUGUGUGGCUUUGGUGGUUGUACGUAAUGUUAUGUGGGCGGAAGUGUUGUGCAGAAACGGGGUGGAUCUGUUGUUGUAAUUAGGAUACGGUAAUUAAUCAUUUAUCGUAGGAGUGUAGUAGGGCAGAUGCAGGGGAAGUUGAUACCAAUUUUUUUU